AAAGCACUGUGACGAGAGAGGUAACUUACUAGGCAAAGUAAAAAUAGACUUCAGUGUAGCACACCUCACUGACUAAACACUGUAAUGUGCCGUAGCCGGAGAGCAAUCGUGUCAGACAGACAAAACGUUAAGUUCAAGACGGCUGGAAUAUGACAGAUGUCUCUGUAUAUGUAGGUCUGGUGCUGUUAUCUCUGGCCUUGUUGAUCUCUUUGUGUCUCAAUGUCAUCUUCUGCAUCAGACAAAGAGCCACUUUAUGCAGAGACACAGAAGAGUGCUGCUUCACAAACAUUUCUGGAGAAAGCCCGUCACAGGAUGAAGGGCAUUAUUUUGAUAACCUCAAUCAUGAUGAGCAGCAGGAAAGUCCCCACAAUCACCACGAGCAACAGGAAAAUCCAAUCUACGGCAACAUCAGCUCAGACAGAAGAGAUUCUGUAGAGCUUUGCUAUGAGACGAUGACCAUGCAAUACACAAGAGAUCGCAGGAAGUCUCUAGAGCCUGACCUGAAUUAUGCCUCGUUGGAUCUAAAGAUAGCAAAGAAACGCCUGAAGAAGAAUCGCCAUCAGCUAGGCCAUGCUCAGGGAAGAAACAAACUUCAAGAUGAGCUGCCGGUCCACCUCACACCCCCGACGAAUGCUUUCUUGGAGGUGGAGACAGACAUGGAUGCUUACCUUCCUUCCAGAGACACCAGCACCAUGGUUUCACACAGUAGCAUCUACCUGAACAGUCAACAGAUCGCCCAAGAGACAGAGGAGAUGGAAAGAGAAAAGGGUAUAUACACAGAGAGGAAGAAUGGGGGUUGGGAGGGAAUAAGAACGAGGGAAGAAGGGCGAAGUGCAGAGUGGAAAGGAGAGCAAGAGACUCAGGAAAGAACAGAUAGUCAAGAUGGUAGUAAUGGGAGUGUAUUCACACAGCUUUCAGAAGUAGAGGCUAUUCAGAACGGCACAGAUAAUUUCAUCAGCAGCUUCAGCUACGAGUGUGACCAACAAGAUUAGGCAAGACCUCAUACUAAGACUCUUGUUUCAAACUUUUCUGAACUGAAUAAGCCACCUGAAAAGGCAAAUAAAAGCGCUGCCCAUGACUGUCUGCAAGAAUGAAAUGUCACUUUCAAUAAUCAACGAGCUUUGCGCAAUUUCCUCUUUGAUGCGAACAAACUACGCAUCAAAGACUCUCCAGAUUGAGCAACUGAGGAAAAAAAGGUGUACUUUUCUGUGCAGAGGAUGUAAUAAGCAUAGAUGAUAUACUGAGAAAAUGAAACUCUGUGUGUGACAUUUAGAGGUCAAGGGCCACAUGGAAAUUUUCAGUCUGUUGCAAGAGAUAAGGAAAACAUCAAAUCAUCACAGGACAUGGAUGAUCUUUGACUGUUUUGGUGACCUAUUAUCAUACAUCAACAGGUGUCUCACAGAAUGGUGUAAAGGAAAAAAAUGAAUCUUACAUUUAUUUUCCAUGCUGUAGGCAUUGGCCAAGGCUCAACACUUUCUUGAAUAACUGUACAUGCCUGAGCAUGGGAAUCUGCUUUUGAGUCAUGUUAUUUCCCCUUUGGGCAUAUUGUAAUGUAAAUGUCACACGCAGAGGAUUUUUCACAUCAAAGUUACGAUAAUGGUCAUUAGCUUUCUAAUCUAUUGUAUUUAUGAGCUAAUGCGGCAUCUGCUUAAAUGAUUAUUUCCCUUACUUCCCUCUUGGGAAUGAUAAUUCACUGCCUUGCUAUCUGCUGAGGGAGCUGAAAGGCGCUAUAUAAAUAAAAGUUAUUAUUAUUAU
Molecule: messenger RNA, 1755 nt
Organism: Sander lucioperca (pikeperch)
Lineage: Eukaryota; Metazoa; Chordata; Actinopteri; Perciformes; Percidae
Exons: 6
Coding region: 150-992 (280 amino acids)
Biological process (GO): positive regulation of T cell receptor signaling pathway; negative regulation of receptor recycling
Cellular component (GO): T cell receptor complex
Source: RefSeq, a predicted model, not a curated record